UCUUUAUUGUCUCUCGCUGUAUACCUGGCGGUCUUCGUUGAUGCCAAGAAUGUGCGGUCUCCAUCUCCGCCAAUGGGCUGGAACAGCUAUAACUACUACGGGUGCCGGCCCUCCGAGGACAUCAUGGUAUCGAACGCCCAGGGACUUGUCGAUCUCGGGUUGGCGGACCUUGGCUAUACUUCUGUCACGACGGAUUGUGGUUGGCCGUCGAGGGAUCGUGACUCGGAAGGUCGAAUCCAAUGGAAUGAGACCUUGUUUCCCUCCGGAGGUCCAGCGCUGGGCCAGUUCAUCCAUGGGCUGGGUUUGGAGUUUGGCCUCUACUCUGGGGCUGGAUAUCUGCAGUGUGGGUCAACUGAUCUACCUGCUUCGCUGGGAUAUGAGGAAAUCGACGCUGAAACGUUUGCCGAAUGGGGAGGAGACUCGUUGAAAUAUGACAACUGUUACCCUGUGUCGAACACCACCAUGGUGGACUAUGUGUCCAAGGAGUCGAUAUCCCCUGCUCGCUUCGAGAAGAUGGCGGGCGUCUUGGACACCAUCGACCGCGAUAUGCACUAUUUUGUCUGCCAAUGGGGCGUGGGGUAUGAUGUUGGUGAAUGGGCAUCUGCCAUCGGAACCACCUGGAGAAUCAGCAACGACAUCUUUAACGCCUGGCGUAGUAUUUGGCGCAUCGCCAACGAAGUAGUGCCUUACUACAGGCACACCACCGUCGGGGCUUUCCCCGAUAUGGAUAUGCUCAUCGUUGGCCUGAAAGCUCUCUCUGUUGAAGAAGAACGCUUCCACUUCGGCAUGUGGGCCAUCAACAAGUCUCCGCUCAUCAUCGGCGCUCGAAUGGACGCGCAGCACACUCCGCAAGAAUCCCUGGACAUCUUGGCCAAUGAGGUGGUAAUCGCAAUCAACCAAGAUCCUCUCGGAAAGCAGGCGGAACUCGUUCGUCGGUACACCGAGGAAGAAUGGGACAUAUGGGCUGGAGAGCUCUCUGGCUCGCGAAAAGUCUUGGGUAUCGCUAAUUGGAGAAACGAUUCACAGACAGUGGAGGUUGAUUUGAGUGCCGUUGGGGUCGCAUCCGCCAAGGCCCGGGACGUCUGGGCAGCAACGGAUUUAGGAAGUAUCGAGGAAAUCCACACGGUGGAAUUGUCUGGCCACGAACUAAAGCUCCUUGUUCUAUCUGAUAUUAAGGCGUCCAGGCCUCUAGAGUCAAAGGGUUACUACUCAGCCGCCAACGCCUCCAUUGCCGGUUCAGCAGAAAUAACAGACUGUGACAGCGGUGACUGCCUGCCCGUUGGCCAAAAGAUUGGCAACAUUGGCUCUGGCUCGACUGUGACUUUCAGCUCCGUGAACGCCUCAAGCGCCGGGAGCAAAGUGCUUGGGGUGGACUUCAUCAACUAUGAUAUUGCCCUUGACACGGCAUGGGAUAACGGAUUCAAUAUCAGAAAUAUGACCAUAGCUGUUAACGGUGGUGUAUCGAAGCGGUGGGCAUUCCCGAUUUCCGGAGGCGACUGGUUUGAGACGGGGCGGUUGACGAUUGAGUCUGACGGCUUUGAAAAGGGUGCCGAGAACGAGGUUGUGUUUGGCAAUGUGGGGGAUGCUUGGGCUCCUGAUCUUGUGGGAUUUGAAUUGUUUUGAUCUUGUUAAUCUUCAAAUCAUCCAAGUCAAUGACAUUGUUUAUGGAGUCGGGUAUGCCGAUUUGGUGCCCACAUCAU
Pseudomassariella vexata is the source of this 1700-nucleotide messenger RNA. Its product is annotated as glycoside hydrolase superfamily. The record is from RefSeq and is a predicted model, not a curated record. Bases 73 to 1623 code for a protein of 516 amino acids. Gene Ontology annotation, biological process: carbohydrate metabolic process. NCBI's taxonomy places the organism in Eukaryota, Fungi, Ascomycota, Sordariomycetes, Amphisphaeriales, Pseudomassariaceae. The transcript is spliced from 4 exons. Gene Ontology annotation, molecular function: hydrolase activity, hydrolyzing O-glycosyl compounds.